GUUGUGUGGAGGUGAAGGGGGGGGGGAACUGUGAGAAGCGGGUGCUGGGCCCCUUUGAGUUGACGCACAGUGCGGUAAUUAGCCUUGAUUUUAAAAUAAAAGGUACGGAGGAAGCGUGGUGGUUUGGUGCUAAGGAAGGUGGUGUUGCCAUAAGUGGCAGUUUUGGGGUCUCUGCGGGGUUUGGGCCUGCUUUGGGCUGGAGUGUGACAUAGUGACCGCGAUGGGCCCUUGGGGGGCACUUGAGGGGCCUUUUGGGGGGCCCCGAAGGCCCUUUUGGAGACCACGAGAUGCCUUUUGGGGACCCCAAGCGGCCUCUGAGGGGCUGGAGGCACCUUCUGGGCAUCUCGAGGGGUCUUUUGGGAGGACCUCCUGGGACCUUUUCUGGGGUCUUGAGAUGUCUUUGUUGGACGUUAUUGCUCUGUGGUUUUGCCUCGAGCCUCCUUCAGCCGCUCCUGGUGUGGGAUGAGGCCGCUCUGGAAAGGAAAGGGCCAUCACAGCUAGCGAACUGAGGAGGAGCCGGAGCCUGCUCGCUAAUCAGUCCUCCCCCCGCCAUUGGGGAAAUCUCCAAGGAGACUUUCUUCCCACCAUCCACACGAAAUCUGCACAGGACCGCUGUGUGCCAACCAUCUGACUCGCUAAUUGCAGAUCCCAGAGCUUGGCUUGACCGAAGCCGCCCAUUUGGGUGGUGGAGGAGCCCGGUUAUGCCUCCUUUUGCAGGGCUAGAUCGCUGUGCUCUUCCUCAUCGACUUAUCCCUCGUUCUUCCAUAGGGUAUGGGACAGGAGGUGGUGCAGGGGCCUCCUCGGAGCCGUGGCUGCCCUACAGCAAUGAAGGGUGUGCCUGCUCGGCUGCACGAGCCGAGGGAUGCUCAGCCUGGGGAGACAGAGCUUUUUAAUAAGGAGAGGAGGAGGAGGAGGAGACGCUACUCCCUUCUAGACACCACAGAUGAUUCGAGGCACACUUGGCAGCGCGUCAGGCACAGAAUCGGUGCAUUCUGUUCAUUAAGGAGUGACUGUCACUUGUAGCAACGUUUAGAAAAUGUUUCGAGGGGUAUGGCAGGAUGUUAAUGAUCGUGUACGCCUUCGAGCAGAGCUGUCCUCUCCGGGUCUAUCUCCACCGUGUCCCAGGGGUGAGGUUUUCCUGGUGGCGAAGGCACCCUUGAGGCUGGAUCCCUUUCCUCUCCAGGGGUUUUGAUUUGUUUCCCAUAGUUUUUUCUUCCAAGCCGUGCGUGGGACUGGCGGUGGGAGCUGCAGGUUGUGUCACCGGUGCCUGUGUCCUGCUGCCUCCCAUCUCUGUAGAGAUGCCCUUUCUCCUGUUCCGUGCCCACAAUGCAUCCAGACAGCUCAGUUUGGGAGCUAGCUGCUUUGUUAGGGUCAUGGAACAAGCGAGGGAGGGCACCUGGCCAGGUCCUGUGGCCUGGCUGCACUAUCCUGACCCAUCCUCGGAGCAUGCUGGUAUUUAUUUACCCAUCCCGAAAUGUGGUUGGUCAGGAAACCUCCGUCUCCAGGGCUGUGGGACAGUGCUGGGAGGAAUGUGUGAGAUGCAGAGGAGCUCUGUGAGGCAUCUUUGUCCUCGGAGGGGGAAAAAAAAAAACACAAGGAAAAGUUGCGUGCUAGCAACAAGAGGCUCGGUGAGCAAACUUGGCGUUCUGGGGAUGCGGUUUGGAGGAGAGGAGGCGAUUUCUGAGGCUCGGAGACUUCAGAAUGGCCUCAAGUUGUGCCAGGAGAGGAUCAGGUUGGAUAUUAGGAAACAUUUAUUCUCAGAGAGAGCGGUCAGGCUCUGGGAUGGGCUGCCCAGGGGGUGCUGGAGUCCCCAUCCCUGGAGGUGUUGGAGAACCGUGGAGAUGUGGCACUGGGAGACACGGUCACCGGGCAUGGUGAGGUUGGGUUGGGCUUGGACUUGAUGAUCUUGGAGGUCUGUUCCACCCUUAAUGGCUCUGUGGAAGGGGUGGAGCAGUGUUUAGGGUGGAUGAUGGGAAGCGUUUGACCCCAGCACCGCCCUGCAGCUCGUCUCCCUCCUCCCACCUCUUGCUUUGCGGCUCACUUGUUUGUCUCGCUCUUCAGGCAAGUCGCAUCUGUCGAGUCACAUUUCUGGUUACUUUGCUGGGAGCAGCUUUCGCCUCCCGACAGAAGCAGGUUAUUUUUAGGUAAAAGAAUAAGGGCAUUAAGCAUGAGAAUGUAUGACAGGGGCUUCGUUUUCUGACAAGUAGCUUUAAUUUGUUAAGCGUACUCCUUUUUAUUUCUUUAUAUGUAUUUUUAAGUGAAUAGGUUUUGCUGUUUGCUCCCUCUUUUCGAAGCACAACGUUAAACUGAAGUUCCACGGCCCCUGCUUCGACCCAAGCGAAAUAAAUGCGUGCUAGGAAACUCUAAAUAAGGCGUGGGGUGUGGUGGUUCACCCAACAGCACCAUGAACUGCUGCAGGCAGACAGUGCUAGCUAAACUUUGGGCUUUUUAUUGCUGUCAGCCCUCUACAAAUCACCAUCAGGCUCUACCAGCAGGAGGAAGUCCCAGAUCUUGGAUCCCGUAGGGGAAAGAGAGGGAAAUAAGGAGGAUGAACCCGACACAGAGCUGCAAGCAUCUUAUGCUGCUUGUGCAGCUCAGUGGGGGCUGGGGGCUCAACAUGGAGAUGGGACUCAACGUGUGGUUGGUGGCUCAAAGCGUGCUCAUCUCAGACGUGUCCCGUGAGGAUCUUAGUGCUGGCUUUCAUUAUUUCCUACUCUCUGUGCACUUUGAUCUGGGGAGUUUAAAACCCGACGUGUUUACUCUUCCCUGAGUCAAUCCGUGCGCCUCCAGAUAAGCCCUGCAAUAACGCGCAGAUAAAUCAUAUCUUGACUAGAUAUGCCCUCUCAGGAGCUUAAUGGCUUGCUGAUUGCCCGUGUUAAUUGCUGAAGGCCCCGAUUGCAGGACCCAGAGCUGUGUUAGAACGGUAUUAAAUUAACGCCCAAGCUCCUCCUCUUGCUUCCACCUUUUAAACCAAUUUUUUUUACCCACCUCUUAGGAGAAGGGAUUUCCUGGAGAGGUUACAGGGAGAUGUUGGAGGCUGCUUUGCAGCUGCUGUGACUUUCCUGGACGUGCAGGUCCAGCCCAGCGUGUGGAAGCUGCUGGAGCUGAGGCUGGCACGCGCUGCGCGGUGCGUGCUGCCGCCAAACGUGGCUUUCUCAGCCCCGAAGACGGGCUGACCCUGUUUAUCCUAUGCAAUCGCUUGGGUUCUGCAAACACAUGCUUUGAAGACGAAUUGCAGAGGAGAAGAGGAAAUUACAGACACCUUUGGGUUUGGUGUUUAUCUGCUAACUUCAUCGAAUCUGCCAAAAAAGCCAUCCGUUGGCUUUUUUUACAUCUCUGUCAGCCAGGAUUGGAAUUUCAGAUGGGAGUUUGCGUCGUGUGCCUACGGGGUUUACGCUCAGGGGUUGGGUUGAGAAGCCUGAAGGUGAGGCUGGGAGGUGUGCUGGGGGUACAUCAACCCGGGAGCAAGCUGCAGGAUCCACGCUGUCAUCCCGCAGUCUGCAGCAGCAGGGGAAAGAAGAGGAGCCGCUGCUGGAGGGAGAGAACCGAGCUUUGCCUCUUUGCUCUCCUUCUCCAGGCGUCUGAGCCCUCACCUGUGGCUUCGAGUGGCUGAAGGGGCAGGGAUGGGCUCCUGGCCCUUUAAUUUACUCCAAUUUAGAGUAUGAAAGGGCUGCGAUUGCCCAGCUUAAGCCUAAACUUGUAUCCGGGGUGGGCUCCCAACGUGUAAUUGCGCAGCGUGCCGUGCCAGCGCGCAGUUGCUCAAUGGCUUGUGUUUUUUAAUAUAUAUUUUCUUUGCUUUAGCUUAAAUCUCUGCCUAAUUAAUUGAGAGCUGACGUAAGCCUGAUUUUUUUUUUUUUUUUUUUUAAAAACUGGAAAAAAAACAAGUCUGCGUGCCUUUUGCUCUGGCUUAAUUAAAUCCUUUUUCCAAUCGCACUGCAAUUAAAUGAGGAAAGUUGCGCGUAUCUCCUUCCAGUGCUGAGGAAUGCCCACCUGCUUUAAAUGAAGGCGAUUAACCCAGUGCUUGCUAAUGGCCAUUUACUCACCUCUCCCUGCCCUUCUCUCCCAGUUCCUGGAGUCUUUUUUUUUUUCCUUCUUUUAGCGUUUUUGCUGGAGUCCACUGCACCCUGCAUGGCCCGCAGCACAGCCAGGCUUGAGCUGGAGCUCAGCGCGCUCCCCUGCUCGGUUCAAACCCCGGUGGAAGGGAAUUAAUAUUUCCUUUCUAGGACUUCAUCUUGCUCGCAGGCUGGUGAGAAGCAGUCCCAAAAUAGCCCCGAUUAAUCACAGGAAAAUUGCGUUAUUCAGAUUUCCUCUCAAUAACCGUUUACUACAGCAGAUGUUGCGGGAAUAAAAUGGCGAAAGAGAUGCUGGCUGUGUUUGGGAUGCGAAGGUCAAACUCGUGGGCGUGUUGCGAGCUCCAUCCAUGGCACGAGCACAGUGGCCAGAACUGGAAAUAAGCCUGCCGAAAGCAACCGUGCUUGAUUUUUUUCAUUGAAAUCUGGUUGACUGGUAGGGCUGGUCCAGUGCAGACCUUGGAGUGAGGUGCAGAUAUCUUGGUGUCCCCUUACCCUGCUGGGCGUGGGGUGAUGGAUAUUGGGAAAUGUUUCUCUUCAGAUAGAUUGGUCGUGCACUGGCACAGGCUGCCCGGGGAGGUAGGGGGGUCACCAUCCCUGGAGGUGUUCCAGAGCAGUGGGGAUGUGGCACUGAGGGACAUGGUCAGUGGGCAUGGUGCCAUGGGUUGAGGUUGGGCUUGGGGAUCUUAGAGGUCUUUCCCAACCUUAAUGAUCCUGUGAGUGUUAAUUUUCCUCCCAAGCAGCUCAUAGGAAUAGCAACGAGGAAAAGCACGUUUGUGUAAUCAUGUUUUCAGACAUGGGCUCCGGGCAAUUCGGAAAGAAAUGAGAGCCACGGGUGAUCUGUCGGGUCUUGUUGCCUUCCCUAGGGGUGCACUCCACCUCAGCUGAGUUUGUCUGUGUGUCCCUGGUGAGCAGAGCCAUCCUGGAGCUGGUGUCAGCCCAGGGGAGAAGCACGUCUGUCUUCCCACCGUCUCUCCUUUGAAGCAGCGAUGGCAGGGGGAUAAUUUCUUCCUUUUCCCACUUCUUUUAGAAGUGCAGAUGAAAGAAGCAAGCGCUGGGGUAGCCCUGUGUGCCAGCAGGAAAGCGGUCGGGCCUAGAGCAGCCUGCACCCCAAAGUGCUCAGGGUUGUCCUAGGAGGGGGCACGCUGGGCAUUGCAGAUCUCUCAAGCGGAGAGCUGAGCUGAGAGUUGCUCCUGGUUGCUCUUCAUAGAACCACAGCAUGGUUGGGUUGGAAGGGACCUCAGAGCCCACCCCCCCAGCCCCAUGGGACCCUUGCCAUGGGGUGGUUGCCCCCCACCAGCUCAGGUUGCCCAGGGCCCCAUCCGUCUUGGCCGUGCAGCUCUGUGUGGUAAUAGCUGGGGGGGGGGGGGGGUUAUUCUCAAUUUUUCUUGCUCUGGACCUUGGUGUGUAAUUCUGUUGUGGCAUGAGUCAGUGCUAUGACCCCGCUCCCAUGGCCCUGCCCAUGCCUGGGCUGUGUUAGGAUGGGUUUGGGCUGCUGAAGGAGAGUGAGUAAUCAAAGGAAGGUAGCAACACGCCAAGCUCUCAAACGCUAGAAAGUACCAGAAUUAGCGUUAAUUAAAUCAACGCUAAUUAAAAACCACUGGGCUUUUUUUUUUUUUUUCCUUCAUUUUUUUUUUUUUCUUUCCGUAACUUCUGCGAAGCUAUUUUGUUCAGUUGCAGGUUUUUUUUUUAUUAUUAUUUUAGCGUAGAACGUGGAAAAAUAACUGCAUAGGAGCAGCUGAGAGCGGGGUUGCGAGGCAGAGUGGUGGGCUGCGGUGCCCCUGGGAUCUGCUGUUACAGGGGGGGGGUUCUGCCUCAGGAAGCCACAGUAUUAGUGGUAUUUUCUCUGUGCUUCGUGGAUUCAGCAGAGAGGAACCAGCAGGUUUCAUCAAAUUACGCCAGGCGGUGAUUAAAUGCCAUUCUCCCUGCUGCAUCCAUAUUCCCAUCCUUUAUUUAUAGCAGUGCAAAUACAAAAAAAAAGAGAGCUGCUGGUGGCCAUACUGCAAAGGCAUCCCCGAGCAUGCAGAGAUCGGUGGCCGUGUCCUUCCUGCGGGUGCGACGGGUGCAAAUUCUGCUUGGGAAGAGCCAAGAGAAGAAGACUUCGUUUUAUGGCAGAUUCAGGCACUUCUUGGACAUCAUCGACCCACGUACUCUCUUUGUUACUGAGAGUCGCCUGAAGGAAGCCGUGCAGCUGCUGGAGGAUUACAAGCAUGGGACUUUGCCCCCGGGAGUCACCAACAAGGAGCUGUGGGGAGCUCAAAAAAUAAAGCAGGCCAUCAUCCACCCCGACACAAACGAGACCAUCUUCAUGCCUUUCAGAAUGUCAGGUUACAUUCCCUUCGGAACACCCAUCGUUGUUGGUCUUCUUCUGCCCAACCAGACGAUAGCAUCCACUGUGUUUUGGCAGUGGUUGAAUCAGAGCCACAAUGCGUGCGUCAACUAUGCAAACCGCAACGCGACAAAGCCUUCUCCGACGUCCAAGUUCAUCCAGGGCUACUUGGGAGCUGUCAUAAGUGCUGUCUCAAUAGCAGUGGGCCUUAAUGUUCUGGUUCAGAGAGCGAACAAGUUUACCCCCGCCACUCGUCUCUUGAUCCAGAGGUUUGUGCCAUUCCCCGCUGUCGCUAGUGCCAAUAUCUGCAACGUUGUCCUGAUGAGGCACACGGAGCUGGAAGAAGGAAUUGAUGUUUUGGACAAUAAUGGAAACAUCGUCGGGUCUUCCAGAAUUGCUGCAAAACACGCACUGCUAGAAACAGCCCUGACUAGAGUGGUCCUGCCAAUGCCUAUACUGGUUCUACCUCCAAUUAUUAUGUCCAUACUGGAAAAAUCGAGACAUCUCGCCUGGAGCCGGAGAUCGCAAUGGCCACCCCCAGUAAGACCGUCAUCUACAACAAGGGGUUGUAAGUGGGAGCUGCAGACCCCUCCGCCCGGAAGAUCUGGGGAGGGAGAGGGGGAAACGUGAGAUCUCGACUGGGAGAGAACGCAGCAGCGAGACGACACAAAUCCUAGAGCUCAGCGAUAGUCCUACUGCUCCCGGAGAGCGGGAGUGGGUUAACACUUUUGGAGAACUGACACCUCACACCACUCAACAACAUUAACAUGCAAAGUUUUAACGUAGCAGCAGCGGGAAACUACAUUCAAACACUUUAGACAACUAGCGGAGGAAUAAUCUCUAAACUUCUAGCACUGCAUGGAGGGAAGUUUACGGGAUGUUUACAUGGCUAUACCUAACUACGUGGAAGUAGGCUUCACCCAGCAAAUUUUGUUUUCGAUGCAAAUUAAAUCUCAGCACUGACACUGCACAAAAGUCAUUCUGCAGAGACUGAUGGGUACGUGACUUUGAAGCGCUUGAUAGGGUGUUUGAUAAGUGUCUUGUAUCGAUUCCAUGUUGGCACUGCCCCAGCUGCCACCCAGCACAUCAGUAAGGGGUUCAAGGUCCUGGAAAGCCAAUGUGCCCUACAUGGGAUGGGAUCUUCCAGUAAAAUGGAUGGGGUUUGUCCUGCCUGAUGCCCUGCUCUGUGAGUAAGGCAGUCUGAGCUACUUGGGUAGGGUUCCAUGAGGGAUUCGUGAAGCUGCUCCACUUUGAGUCUGCCUGUCCUUCGUCUGGAUGUGGUGAUGGAGCACUCCUGGGUACAAGAGCACAUCCCACCUGGGUGCCUGGUCCCAUGGCCCCGCAGACCUCCUCCUGGUUGAGUUUGGGGCCAUAAUUUGGCUUUCCAGUAUCUUUUACCCCAAAGUGUAAAAGAGCAGAGUUCAAGUGUGGCCACUGGGAUCAUUGCAGGGAUCAAGGUGUGGCGGUGAUGAGCAUGGCCAAAUGCAAUGGUUGCCAUCAUGCCAAUGCCAACGUGUUGGGGCUGGGGGAGGGCGGGGGGAGCAUGGGAAACCAAAUCAACAGUGACACAGAAUGUAUGUGAAAGGAUGCGUUGCCAUGUUUGGGAGUGGGAGCUGCACAGUGGAUUCUGUCCCCAGGCUGGUGUGGAUCAAAUAAUCGUUAAAUAUGAGAUUUGUGGACAUCCACACCAACCUGGAGGGGAGGAGAGGCCAGCGGUGCUCUCCCCAUCCCUGCUGCCCACAGGGCAGCUCCCAGUCCCUGGUGUUGGUGGGAAUGCCGAGCUCAUGGAGCAGUUCUGCAUUUCCACCAGCGUAAGGGACAGCUGGAUUUGACCCAGCAGAGUUCUUCUAAUGCACUAGAUCAGAUGAAUGUACAGUCAGCACAUGCUUAAUGUGUGCUUAAAUGUGUGCUGGCUCUGACGGCAUAACUGAGCCCAUAGCUGAGUGGACCAGAAGCCUCCAAGGUGGGUUUUGCAGCUGCCGCAAUCAUUCUGCUGCAAUGCUGCAAAGCUCAUUGAUCUCAGUCUUUUUCUUUUUUUGGGGGGGAGGGGAGCGACCGAGGCAUUGCUUUGUAGCGGGGCGGAUUCUGCAAGGAUUUGGUCUUGCAUGGUAAUGGCUGAUCAAAGAUAGUGGUGGCUGCGAGCUGCAGCUACCUGCGGGGUCUGCAGAUGGAGCGAGCGAUGUGCGGCGGGGGGUGAGCCGGCAGCACGCCAUGCUGACGGCGCUGGUUGGAGGAGAGCAGGCUGCAGGGUUCCUAAUGCACGCUGCCCUGUGCAGUGGGAGGGAGAGAUCCUGCUCCGUGGGUAAGGACUGGCCUCAGGGAUGUCAGAAGAGCAGCGCUUGGGGAUUACGGCUUGGGUCCAACAAGCGACAAUCAGUCUAAAUGAGCCUGGAUUUGUUGUGUCCCUUGCAAAUCCCAUCAAACUUGCUUCAUUUCAUGUAUCAGAAAAUGGGGUGUCGAGCCCCAUUCCCUUCUGCCUCUUGACCCAGCCUUUCCCAGGCUCUCGGUUCUUCCAGUUCAGCCUGGCGUUUGGAAAGCAAAGGGGCUUCUCCCGUGCAGUUCCUAAGCUUCUCCAAAAUCCUUCAUGGCCGUUGCAUUGUGAAGUAUCUACUGUGUGUGUCAGCAGUGCUUGUGGGUUGUGCCAUGGGGCUGGAGAGACGAGGUUUGGGUCUGCAUCUCCCAGAACAUUGUGCUGACUAUAGGUGCAUUGCAUAUAUAUAUCUAUCUUUAUAUUUUUAUAUGUACGUAAGGGCAGCAGAGUUUGAGACCCAACUUCUGAGUUGGGCUCCAACCCUACUGCCUGUCCCCUUGUUGUCCAUUGGUCUGUCCCCUGCCAUGGGAGCAGCACAAGACGUGUGCAAGAGGGCACCCACCACAUUAUGGUGGACGUGUGGUCCCUUUUGGGCAGCACGAACGUGGCCGUGUCCCCACCACGAGGUUCAGAGGUCUCCACCAAAGCCUCUGCGGCUCCCACAGCCAUUGCAGCAUUGGGACCCUUGCUGCAAAAGCAGCAGAGUGGUUCUGCAGACACCGACCUGACCCUUGGGGCAGCACCAGCCUGCAAAGCCCAUUUCACCCUGGCGCACCCAAAUCACUGCUGUCACUUUUGGGAAACGUCCUUGCCCUUUUUGUGCUUUGCCCAAGAGCUCAAGGUUGGCCAUUGAGCUCCAAUCAAAAAGUUGACUCAGCAUUGAGCUUAACUCUUGGUACAGCCUGAGAAAUGAAAAGCAUGGCACUGGAAAGCGGCAGCACAUUAGUACUGUUUAUUAGGACAGCAAAUUGUGCCAAAAAAGAGCUAAUGAUAACAUUAUACACAUUCACUUAAUAGCUAAUUAAUCUCUUCGACUCUCCUAAUGUACAAAAGGAGCCUUGGGUUUGCGAGAACAACUCAACCAUUUGCAUUUAUUAUUUCCUAUAAUUGGGGAACUGGAAGAAAUGGGAAGGAAAAAACCCACCUCACACAUCAAGUUGUUCACCUCAGCAGAUAAUAAUAAUGAGACGAUCAUCUCCAGUAGUAUUUAAUUAGAAAUGUCGCAGCUAAUUGAUUUCUUGGAUAUGUUAAUUAAGAAAUAAUGAGGACCAGGUUGCAGCAAAAGGUGCCAGCGAGAAGUUUGGUUCCCUCAUGGAAGAGGUGUCCUUGGGCUGCUCCCUGAGCUGGCCUGGGGAUGGCCCAUGGGCUGUGUCAGCCCUGUCCCUGGUGCUGCAGUGGGCCACGAGGGCAGGAAGCCAGCCCAGUGCUCAGUGGUUGGUUCCUUCCUCCUACAGCAUGAGUUCUAGAAAGUAACCAGGUCUGAACUUGCCAACCCCAUCCCUUUGGCUUUCCCUUGCAGGGUGGAGGGAGUGGGUGCCAAUGUGUAGCACAGCAGCCCCAAAAAGUCUUUGCCCUGCUUCUUCCCUGGGCAGCCUGAUCUAGUGGUUGGCGACCCUGUCCAUGGCAGGGGGUUGGCACUGGGUGAUGGUUAAGGUCCCCUCCAACCUAAGCCAUCCUACGAUUCUAUGAUCUUUGAGGUCCCUUCUGACCCAACCAUUCUGUGAUUCUAUGAUUCUAUGAUACAAUGACUCUAUGCCUUUGUCCCAUGUGCUCUCAGAACCCAAAACUGCUUUUUGGGGAUUUCUUUUUUUUUUUUUUCCUUGAGCUUCUUGUCUGCUUUGCCUCCUUCCUCAGUUUUCCCUCCAGGAGCUCAGGCACGGCUCCAUUCCUUCCUGCUCCUCGCUCAUCGUUUCGCUCCAUCCCCACGCAACCGGAGCCGUCGCCCUCGCAGACCUCAGGUUACGCCGGGUUCCGACUCACAACCCCUGGCACCUCCUUGAGUCCCGUUGGGAACCAGCCCCUUGUGACGUCCUGGUGGCUGCAUACAGCUGCCUUCUGCCCGGCCUCCUGCCGCUCCGGUGGCAGCGCGACGCUCGGGGGCAUCGCUCCCCGGCCACGUCUUCCAACCGCACAUCCCGGCACGGCCCCGAAACGCACACGGUCUCUUUUUAACCUUCUCAACAGAUCGAUCGACCGCAACACUUUGUGUAACACUUGGACACGUCUGGAAUAAAAGCAUUUAAAGACUUC
Numida meleagris (helmeted guineafowl) is the source of this 10960-nucleotide messenger RNA. It is a transcript of the gene SFXN5, whose product is annotated as sideroflexin 5. The record is from RefSeq and is a predicted model, not a curated record. The transcript is spliced from 13 exons. The coding region runs from base 6091 to 7029 and encodes 312 amino acids. Gene Ontology annotation, cellular component: mitochondrial inner membrane. Gene Ontology annotation, molecular function: citrate transmembrane transporter activity; monoatomic ion transmembrane transporter activity. NCBI's taxonomy places the organism in Eukaryota, Metazoa, Chordata, Aves, Galliformes, Numididae. Gene Ontology annotation, biological process: mitochondrial transmembrane transport; citrate transport; monoatomic ion transport.